This is a messenger RNA of Zea mays, 705 nucleotides long. RefSeq lists its product as uncharacterized. Lineage: Eukaryota; Viridiplantae; Streptophyta; Magnoliopsida; Poales; Poaceae. The record is from RefSeq and is marked predicted. Bases 134 to 490 code for a protein of 118 amino acids. The transcript has a single exon.
AUCUGCGGUUUCUUCCACGCACCAAUCAUUUCGGCCACACUGCACACGGACGAAACUCGCUCGUCCUUCGCCUCCAGCAGCAGCCGAUCCGUAUCCAGUUCCCGUGCCGUGCCCACCAGGGGGAACCCGAUCGAUGGGAAACUGCUGUCUCGAGAGGCCUCGUCGCGGUGGCAGCGGCAGUGCGGGCUCCGUGCAUUACGCCAGGACGAACCCCGUGUGGGUGGAGGACAGGAGGGAGGAGGCGUGCAAGGGCGAGGGCGAGGGCGCCGGCCACGCGCCGGCGGCGGCCACGGAGGUGAAGAUCAGGAUCACUAGGAAGCAGCUGGAGGAGCUGCUGCGGCGCGUAGAGGACGGCAAGCACGGCGGUGGCUGCGGAGUGCCCGUCCAGGACGUCAUCUCGGAGCUCCUGUGCGUGGCCAGCACUAGCUCCAACUUCCGGCACAGGGAGGAGGGGCAGUGGCGGCCGUCGCUGCAGACCAUACCCGAGUGAGACGGACCAUGGUCUGAUUGACGAUCAGAUCAUGUUACUUGAUAUUACUUGCUGUUUUAGUUAUUUAGCACCUCCGUCAAUCCAUGCAUGCGUGGCUUAGCCAUUUGUUGCCAUAUUCAUACUAGUAGCAUAGCAUUAGAUACCAGAUAGGGUGUACAUUUGUUAGGUCUUGGAUCAGGAGACCAAUCUAUCUUAAUAAAGUAUAUUGAUAGACA